AUGCUGGUUGGACCAGCUAAAGCUCUAUUCAUGGAUGAAAUAUCUACUGGUUUAGAUAGCUCAACAACUUUCCAAAUUGUGAAUUCACUGAAGCACUUUGUUCACAUUCUCAAAGGAACCACAGUCAUCUCACUCCUGCAGCCAGCACCCGAGACUUACAAUCUUUUUGAUGACGUUAUUCUACUAUCUGAUAGUCAUAUAGUGUACCAGGGUCCCCGUGAAUAUGUGAUUGAAUUUUUCGAAUCAAUGGGUUUUCAGUGUCCUGAGAGGAAAGGUGUGGCAGACUUUUUACAAGAAGUAACAUCAAGGAAAGAUCAGGAGCAGUACUGGGCAGACAAAGAUAAACCUUAUAGAUUUGUCACAGCCAAAGAGUUCUCUGAGGCACACAAGUCAUUUCAUGUUGGGAGAAGCCUUCGUGAAGAACUUGAUACUGAAUUUGACAAGUCCAAGAGUCACCCAGCUGCUUUGACAACCAAAAAGUUUGGAGUGGGGAAAUGGGAACUGCUAAAAGCUUGCUUAUCAAGAGAAUAUUUACUUACGAAGCGCAAUUCAUUUCUUUACAUCUUCAAGCUGGGCCAACUUGCUCUAAUGGCAUUUAUUACCAUGACCAUCUUCCUCCGGACUGAGAUGCACAGAGAUUCAGUGACUGAUGGUGGGAUAUAUGUGGGUGCAUUGUUCUAUGGCGUUGUUGUGCUUAUGUUUAAUGGAUUUGCUGAACUCUCCAUGGUCGUUUCAAGGCUUACUGUUUUCUACAAGCAAAGGGAUAAUCUGUUUUAUCCUUCGUGGGCAUAUGCUCUUCCUGCAUGGAUCCUAAAAAUCCCAAUGACUUUGGUGGAAGUUGCUCUUUGGCUAUUUCUCACCUACUAUGUUAUUGGAUUUGAUCCGUAUAUUGGAAGGUAA
Messenger RNA from Sphenostylis stenocarpa, 900 nucleotides. The record is from the annotation of a GenBank genome assembly. Lineage: Eukaryota; Viridiplantae; Streptophyta; Magnoliopsida; Fabales; Fabaceae.